AUGCAGUCAUGGACUGGCACAGGCAUUCGAUCGAUCUUCUGCACCCUACGAUCAACCACUCAACCCGCCUCACGCUAUUUUGCAACGACUUCUCCCCUGCAAAGAACGAGCAAAGCACUCUUGAAAGCGAAGCUGAAACAGCAAACCGAAGCGGUAGCAGUUGCUUCGAACAAAAGCAAAGGGAAACCCGGCGCCUUAAGCUCUCGACAAAAUGUUGCUCGUGCGCGCGAAUUCAGCAACGUCGUUGAUGUUGCAUUACGACAAACCGAGCAUAAUCUCAAAAAAUCGGGCCAGUCAUUGAAAGGAUGGGAUCGGUUCAAACGCCUUGUGUGGAAUGCGUGUCGGGUGGAUGACACCAAAUCAGGUGCCAAAUGGGGCAAUCUACAACAGCUGAAGAUGACCCUGCAAAAGUCAUAUUUAUCUGGAGGAGUGGCAGGGCUACGGAGUGAACUAGAGUAUAUGUUGUCAGCAGACGAUCUGACCUCUCAGUACUCGACUUCCACCCUGGACGCUCAGAAGCAAGUCGCCGAUCUUCGAUUCCCCGCAGAGUGGUACCCUCGCGCACGAUCUAUCCAACGAACGGUGCAUCUACAUGUCGGUCCAACAAAUUCCGGGAAAACGUACCACGCACUGAAGCGAUUGGAACAGUCCAAGAAUGGGUUUUAUGCUGGACCGCUCAGACUGCUUGCCCAGGAGGUAUAUCAUCGUUUUAAAGAUAGCGGUGUGCCGUGCAGCCUUGUUACAGGAGAUGAAGUCAGAAUCCCCGAAGAUGGCAAAGUAGCGCGAAUUGUAAGCAAUACAGUGGAAAUGGUUAGCGUGGGACAAGAAUUUGAAGUAGGUGUGAUUGACGAGAUUCAAAUGAUCGCCAAUCCUAAACGAGGCUGGGCGUGGACUCGAGCUGUGCUAGGAGCCCAGGUAUCCGAGCUGCACCUUUGCGGUGAGACAAGAGUGGUGCCACUGAUUCGAGAGUUGUGUGCACUUACUGGGGACAUUCUGGAGAUUCAUCGCUACGAGAGACUAAACGCCCUGGAGGUGAUGCCAACAAGUCUUGAAGGAGACCUAAAUAAGCUUCAAAAGGGAGAUUGUCUGGUUGUGUUUUCUCGUGUCGGAAUCCAUACCUUGAAGGCAGAUAUCGAAAAGGUCACUGGCAGGCGAGCGGCCAUUGUCUAUGGUGGCCUGCCGGCUGAAAUUCGAACGCAGCAAGCGGCAUUGUUCAAUGAUCCAGAUAAUGACUAUGAUUUCCUUGUGGCGAGUGAUGCCAUUGGCAUGGGGUUAAAUCUGAGUGUCAAACGUGUCAUUUUCGAGACUCUUAUCAAAAGAACCCCAAGUGGGUUACAGCGUCUAUCCAUCCCUGAAAUCAAGCAAAUUGGCGGACGAGCUGGGCGAUACCGGCCUGCCGGCAUCAAAGGGAGCAGCCAGGACGGAGCCAACGUUGGUCUCGUCACUUGUCUUGAAGACGUCGAUCUUCCAUAUAUCAAAGAAGCUAUGGGGAUUGAGCCUGCACCACUCCGUGCUGCUGGCAUCUUCCCUACAAGCUCCGUUCUACAAAAGUUUGCCGCAUACUUUCCUCGAAACGUACCAUUCGAGUAUUUGAUCAAACGAGUCAUAGAAAUCUCGCAGAUGAGCCCCCUCUUCUUCCUGUGUGACGCGGAAGGUCAGCUCGAGAGCUCCGAGAUCAUUGACUCGGUGGAUGACCUGAGAAUCUCAGACCAGCUGUUCCUUAUGGCGGCACCUCUGGAGGUUCGAAAUCCAGCCUUGCGUGAGAUGAAUUUAUCAUUUGCAAGAUGUAUUGCUGCCAAUAGCCAAGGAAAAUUGUUGGAUAUUCCCCAUCUCAACCUAGAGAUUUUGGAACAACCGGUGUCUGGCAGGAGGGAAUAUGUCCAUGAUCUGGAGGUCCUUCAUAAAGCAAUCAUUCUCUAUUCAUGGUUGAGCUUUCGAUUUGGCGGUAUAUUCACGGAUCGAACCUUGGCCGGUCAUGUCAAGGUGCUUGCAGAAGAGAGACUGAUGCGAGCAUUGGGCGAAUUCUCGGCCAAUAAAACCUUGCGGAAGGAUGCCUCUUUGCGACGACAGAUUGCGCUGCAGAAGCAAAUUUUGAGUCAGCAAAGAGUUAUUACUGAAGAAGAUUUGCUCUCACCAGAUCGGAAGGCAGAUCAAAUACCCGAUGAACUGUCAGAGGAAAGCUCUGAUCCCGUGGAGAAUGUCACUCCGUUAGAGGAUGAUAUCGACUUGAUCGAGGAGGAACAGGCCUCACGAACAUGA
Penicillium angulare is the source of this 2259-nucleotide messenger RNA. Its product is annotated as ATP-dependent RNA helicase SUV3. Gene Ontology annotation, molecular function: RNA helicase activity; hydrolase activity, acting on acid anhydrides; ATP binding. Gene Ontology annotation, biological process: RNA catabolic process; mitochondrial RNA 3'-end processing. Gene Ontology annotation, cellular component: mitochondrial degradosome. Bases 1 to 2259 code for a protein of 752 amino acids. The transcript has 2 exons. The record is from RefSeq and is a predicted model, not a curated record. NCBI's taxonomy places the organism in Eukaryota, Fungi, Ascomycota, Eurotiomycetes, Eurotiales, Aspergillaceae.